CGGCAUUGUUCGGUAGGGCUGGUGUUAGCGAAAUUUCACUGUUGUUUUGAGAUAAAUAAGUUGUUAAAAUGAACCGCAUUUUCGGCCGAGGAAAACCACAAGGACCUCCUCCAAACCUCACAGACUGUAUAACAAAUGUUGAUUCCCGGGCAGAGUCCGUUGAUAAAAAGAUAGCUCGUCUUGAUGCUGAGCUGGUAAAAUAUAAAGAUCAGAUGAAGAAAAUGAGAGAUGGGCCAUCAAAGAACAUGGUGAAACAAAAGGCCAUGCGAGUUCUUAAACAGAAGAGAAUGUAUGAAGGUCAAAGAGAUCAGCUGAUGCAGCAAUCAUUUAACAUGGAGCAGACCAACUACACCAUUCAGUCCCUUAAAGACACUAAAACAACUGUGGAUGCAAUGAAGAUAGGUGCCAAAGAAAUGAAGAAGGCUUACAAGAACGUAAAGAUUGAUCAGAUUGAGGAUCUGCAGGAUCAGAUGGAGGACAUGAUGGAAGAUGCUAAUGAGGUACAGGAGGCCCUGAGCCGCAGCUAUGGAACACCAGAUAUUGAUGAGGAUGACCUAGAAGCAGAACUGGAUGCACUUGGAGACGAGUUCCUUUUGGAUAAUGACAGCUCUUACCUAGACGAGGCCGCUUCAGCUCCAGCUAUACCAGACGGAGUGCCCGGAGAGAAAAGCGUCAACCGGGAUGGAGUGCUGGUGGAUGAGUUUGGACUUCCUCAGAUUCCAGCAACAUAAGAGGAAAUGUAGUAGUACAUCACUACAUUGUAUUACUUUGCUACGCAUUUUGCAUCAUGGCGUCUGACAUCCAAAAAGACUGGGAUUUUUGCAUUUAUAUUUUUCUGUUAAACAGGUUCAUAUCACCCUGAGAUUAGAAACCAUAGGGUCAAGAAAAGGCAAUCCCAACUGUAAACACAGCCAGUCUCUUCUGAUUGAUCCUGCUUAUUUUCUUGCUUUACAAGAAAUGUACUUACUCUCUAAUGAAUGGUUAGGAAUAAUUAAGGUCUCUAGUUAUGGCUUAUUUCUGUUUAAUUUACUUUAUGAUCAGUUCAUUUCUUUACAAUGUUUUUUAAAAGAAGUACCUCGUUGACUUUGUACAGCAACAAUGUGUUGCCAACUAUUGACAAAUAAAUUAUUCUAUAUUUGAA
Trichomycterus rosablanca is the source of this 1141-nucleotide messenger RNA. It is a transcript of the gene chmp5b, whose product is annotated as charged multivesicular body protein 5b. Lineage: Eukaryota; Metazoa; Chordata; Actinopteri; Siluriformes; Trichomycteridae. The transcript is spliced from 8 exons. The coding region runs from base 69 to 731 and encodes 220 amino acids. The record is from RefSeq and is a predicted model, not a curated record. Gene Ontology annotation, cellular component: multivesicular body. Gene Ontology annotation, biological process: late endosome to vacuole transport via multivesicular body sorting pathway; vesicle budding from membrane.